UGUAGUUCCACUAGCAAGAAGAGGGACUCCAAGAGAUCAGCUUUACUAUACCUUAGUAGAAAGUCAAAUAUUUACAAGAAUGAAGAUGCUCUUGUCCCAAAGAUAUCUACAGAUGGUGAAAGUUUUGUUCAUUUUUUUCCUUGCUUGCUUUGCAACAUGCCAAGAAUCUGAAAACAAAAGAUCACUGACAGAACAUCAGUUCAUGAGUGAUAGAGGGAAGGCUCUUCAAGAAUUAAAGCGACUAAUGUGGCUUCAGAAUCUCAUGAUGGGAGUGCACACAGCCAGUGAUAGAGGGCACAUAGCCCGGUCACGUUUUAUGUGGACCUCACCAAAGAACCCAGAUCUCUCUGACUUCUACAACAGCAUGGGGAAGGAAGAGAUGCCAAACAUGAUAAGACAACUCUUGUUGGGACAGCUGGAAGAGUCACCUUUGGGUGUACUGAGGAAAGAAAAUGUGUUGCAAUAUUUAAAGAAUGUAAAAGAUAGGCAGGAUAUGGAAGAUUUUGCUGAUUUAUUUGAAGCUGGAGAUCAAGAUGUCAAGAGAGAUCUCAGUACUCAAACAUAGAUCUCUUCAUCUAACCUCUUGCGGUCUGUCUGUUACUUGAAAUACACACAGGUAUUUUGAGGGUGAACAAAAAUAAAGGUUAACUAUUAACUAUGAAGAAAAUAUGCAUGUUUGUGCCAUUUACUACUCAUUAGCAUUAAGAGCCAGAACAUUUCCCUCAUACUUUGUUUUAAGAAUUCACAUAUACGGAUUAUAAUUUUUCCUUCUGGAUAGCCUAAGAAUUCUAUAACUGUUAGCAUACUAACCAGGGGUGCACAAUAAUCAUUAUUGCUACUUUGCUCUUCACAUUUGUUGAAUAAUUUGAUUGUUUUGUAUAUUCUAAAUAUCAAAAUAUGCUUGCAUGUUUUGUUGGGUGAAGGUAGAAUAUCCUGUUCUGAUUAUUUUAUCCUCUACCUGUAUAACUUUUUCCACUUUAUCCCUUAAAGUGAAGCCAGGGAUAACAAGAGUGCACAGUUAAUUCACUACUACACAGGAGCAAUGCUAAACAAAUCACAAUACUGUACAGGCUGACCUAACCAUAAUAAAAGUAUCAGUGGUAGAACAUGCUCUUCUCUUGAGCAUUUCUCAGAUUCAGUGUAUAAUCACUGAACAGAUUACAGAACUGACUUCAUGGUGGUGCUUUCCAGAACCAGACCAUGCAGUCUGGGGGCAAUCAGAAACAGCAGAUUAUUCAAGCUCUGUGCCUAUGUAUCAGUUAUAAAGCCAGCCUGCCGACCUCUGUUUAGGGGGACUUCAUCUGGGUGUCAUUUUUCUUGAUUUUUAAUUGCAAAUAUUUUUAUAUUCUUCCUGAGGAAUCCCUGAAGACUAUCCAGACGGAGGAUAAAUAUAAUACUUUUUUUUGUUAUGGAUAAGAGUAUGGAGAGUGGUUUCUCAAUCUGCAACCUAUUUCAGAUCUAAACUAUGUCAGACUCAUACAGAAAACUCUGAAUAAUUAUAUCCUAAAGACACUUAUUAAGGAGUGAUUUCCACUGAAUAUAGUGGAAAUAACCUACACAGUGCCAUCUUCACAAAUUCCAAAAGAGUAUUAAAGGGCACAAACAUUAAAAAUCUAUCUAAUGUAAAGUAAAGUAAUGUAAAUGCUAAAUAUAUACACUCUUCAAGUACAAAUGCAGUGUUGAUACAGCUUUUUUCCCCAGGUCAACAGAAAUGUCAAGUUUCAUUUUGUAUGAAUGUAUCAGUUCUGUUAAAACCACCAUCUGAUGGUUAAAUGCAGAUACAUAUGUACUGUACUACACAUUUCACACAGUGAACUAUUUUAAACAAGGCCGGCAUUCUCAGUCUCAUAUGCUUUUUGCAUGGAAUAUAUCAGUGUUGUAGUUUGU
Messenger RNA from Sceloporus undulatus (fence lizard), 1887 nucleotides. Its product is annotated as parathyroid hormone 4-like. The record is from RefSeq and is a predicted model, not a curated record. The transcript is spliced from 3 exons. Bases 80 to 565 code for a protein of 161 amino acids. Gene Ontology annotation, biological process: bone mineralization; osteoblast development; regulation of chondrocyte differentiation. Gene Ontology annotation, cellular component: extracellular region. Gene Ontology annotation, molecular function: peptide hormone receptor binding; hormone activity. NCBI's taxonomy places the organism in Eukaryota, Metazoa, Chordata, Lepidosauria, Squamata, Phrynosomatidae.